AUGCCAACGAAAGGUUUGUUAGAGCGUCUGAGAGAUGGCGAAAGCGUUGUGGUGGCAGAGGGAUACAUAUUUGAAUUUGAAAGAAGAGGAUAUCUGACAGCAGGAAGUUUUGUACCGGAAGUUGUACUCGAACAUCCUGAGCUGGUGAAGAGUUUACACGAAGAAUUUGUUCAUGCCGGAAGCGACGUUGUGUUGGCGUUUACUUAUUACGCUCACAGAGAAAAGCUUCGUCUGAUAGGACGGGAAUUUGACCUUGAAAGAAUGAACAUGGAAGCUCUUAAAAUUGCGCGCCAGGUCGCAGACAACACUGGUACAUUGAUGGCUGGAAACCUGUGUAAUUCAACGAUUUAUCGGAAGGAUGACGCAGCAUCUAUCGCACAGGUCAAUGCCAUCUUUAAGGAACAAGUGGAGUGGGCUGUGAAGGGAGGGGCCGAUUUCAUCGUAGCUGAGACGUUUGGAGAGUAUGGCGAGGCUGCUCUUGCCUUAGAAGCAAUAAAGAAAUUCGGAAACGGGUUACCUGCUGUAAUCACGCUACAGCCAACUGUCUGUAUGGAUACCCAAGACGGCAUAAAUAUCGGAGAGGCGUGUCGUAUGCUUGAGAAGGGCGGCGCCGACGUAGUGGGACUUAAUUGUGGGCGUGGUCCUGUCACUAUCAUUGAGACGCUCAAGAGUGUACGGGAUGCAUGUAAGGGACCUAUUGCUUGCCUUCCGGUACCGUACAGGACAACUGCUGCCAAACCAACCUUCUUCUCCUUGACCGUUCCGGAAACUGAAAAGAAGUCCUUUCCAUUAGAACUGUUGACAUGUCUCAGUUCUCGCGAGGAGAUCCGGACGUUUGCAGAAGAAGCCAAGGCAAUUGGAACUACCUAUGUAGGGCUGUGUUGUGGAGGAGCUUCAAACACGCUCAGAAUUGUGGCAGACGUUUACGGCAAAAACCCACCAGCCAACAAACACGCCCCGGCAAUGCACAAGCAUUACAUCUUUGGCGAUGAGUCAAAGUUUCAAGAUUAUUAUACAAAAAAUGUUAAAUCUAAAAUCGUUGCUAAUAUGUAA
Messenger RNA from Ylistrum balloti, 1053 nucleotides. Its product is annotated as betaine--homocysteine S-methyltransferase 1-like. The coding region runs from base 1 to 1053 and encodes 350 amino acids. NCBI's taxonomy places the organism in Eukaryota, Metazoa, Mollusca, Bivalvia, Pectinida, Pectinidae. Gene Ontology annotation, molecular function: methyltransferase activity; zinc ion binding. The transcript has 7 exons. The record is from RefSeq and is a predicted model, not a curated record.